Molecule: messenger RNA, 2230 nt
Organism: Coregonus sp. 'balchen'
Lineage: Eukaryota; Metazoa; Chordata; Actinopteri; Salmoniformes; Salmonidae
Source: the annotation of a GenBank genome assembly
AUGAGAGAAGUGUUCAGCUCGAAGGCCCAGUCCACGUUUGCAGCUUUGAAGACGGGCUGUGCCAGGACGGUCCGCCAGAUGGGCCUGCCAGGCCGAAGGUCCAGUUCUGGGGAUGUCCUGGGAGGCAGCAAUGGAGCCUCGUCCGUUAGGCUCAGACCCAGGAGCUGCUCCCUGGAGAGAAUCCUGGAUGUAUCGCCAGAGUCCGACUCAUGCUCCCGACUCAAGUUGUUCCAGUCUACCGAGAGUCUAGCGUCCUGCAAAAGUAACAAUGGCAGCAAGUACAGCACCCCACCUCAGAAUAAAACAGACUCUCAGCCAGACAGCUUCCCUAACUCUGAAUCCCAAGGCUUUGUCACCAUGGCAACUCCUCCCAGUUGUGACACCAGUUCAGGUGCGACAUCUGUAGAGGGUAGCGCUCACCGCGCCUGAAGCAGCAUCUCCCUACCAAUGGACAACCCCUCAUUCAGUCAGAUACCCAGGCCCAAGCACCCAAGGAGCAUUGGUACCGGUUUGGAUAUAGCUGAGCACAGAGAGAUGUCUGCCAGCUGUUUUGGUGAUAAUACCCCUGUAGCAGACAUCACCAUGAAGCCAGACUCCUCCUCCACUAUUGGCCUGAGGGGCCCCAAUCUGCUCAAGCUGAGGGCCAGCAGCAUGGACCUCCGACCAGAGCCCUCUGUUAGCAGGCGCUGUCAGAGCUCUCUGGACCUGUCCAGGCCGACCCUUGCUCUGCCUUCUGUGUCCACUUAUGCAUGCUGCCGGAGUCCCGAGCAAAGUAAGCCUGUGUCUGCAUGCUUGUGUGUUGUGGUGUUUGUGCUUUUGCAUGUCUUAACACCUGACCUACCAUUACUCAUUGGGCUUUCACUAACAUGGGGUGAGAAUGUAAUUGUCCUUUAAGAGAAGGUUAUCACUGCAAGCAUUUCAAUUGUAUCCAUAUGGAUGCUCUCCAGAUCUUUAAACUGCUCUGUUUAAAGUACGAUGCCUAGAUCCUCCUUAUGCAUAGAUACCAUUACAUUUAAUGAUGACAUUACAUUUAAUAACUUGUACAAGUAAUUAUUGCUGUAGUAGUGAGAAGCAAUGGGUUUUCUGCCAUUGAGAUAUAACAUGGAUUUCAUCUUCCAGUUAAAAUCACAUCCAAUGCUUCAUUCACUUUAAUGCAUUUCAUUAGCCUCAAGUCCUAGUGGUGUGUGUAUGCGUCAUUAUCAUCUGAUGUAUACAAAGGGCCAAGUACAUACCCAUCCUGUGUGUGUGUGUGAAGGUCUCCUCCAGCCUCAGUUGGAGCAGGUGGCCAUUGAGGCUCUGCAGCUCUGCACCCUGUUGCUGCCCCCUGCCAGCCGGAGGAAGCUCCAGCUGCUGAUGAGAAUGAUCUCCCGGAUGAGUCAGAACGUGGACCUGCCUCGGCUCCAUGAUGCCAUAGCAACACACACACUGGUGAGGAGAAACACAGGUUUUACAAUUCUGCGUGAUGAUCUGGACUUAGUAAGUCUAAAAAGAGAAUGAAAUGAACAUGUCCUCAACUCCAUUAUUCAAUCCCAUGGUGUUUCCAGAUGGUGCAUAUGUUCUCUCACUGCAUGCUGGGCUGUGAGGAAGAGAUGGACCUGGAUGAGCUGCUGGCCACCAGACUGGUCUCCUUCCUCAUGGACCAUCACCAGGAGAUCCUCCAGGUGCCCGUCUAUCUGCAGAACGCAGUCCAGGACCACAUCGUCUACCUCAGGAAAGUACAGGUACAGUACUGCUGUCGCAUGUUUUUUUUUCCAUUAUCAAUUUUCUUUGAUUUUCAACUGCUUUACAUUGAUGUGUAUGAGAAUUAUGAGCCUGUUCUCUUUCCUCUCCUAGAUAAAAUACCAGGCAGUGUUGGUGCCCCAGUGCCCGUCUACUCCUUUUGUAGACGGAUCAGCACCAAAGAGUUUGAGGAGCAGAAGCUGAGUGUCUCCCAGGCUGCCAUCGCUGACCUGCUGGAGAGCCUGGUCAAAGACAAGAACAUGUCUAUGAAGGACAGGAAGAAGAAUCUUAAGCAGGUAACAAGUUAGAUGGCAUGUUGUCUGAACGCUUUCAUAUUUUUCUCUAAUCAUCGUACUACAACUUUGUUUACAAUUGAUGAUUUCGAAAUUCUAACUGAAAAGUGUAAAAAAUAGAAAUAAAGUCUAAUACAUUUUUCUAUGAUUAGUUUCAGAGGCAGUAUCCAGACAUUUACGCACGCCAUUUUCCCACUACUGUUCUUGCAGCUAAAUGA